UUUCCAAGGGAGGCAGGCUUAGCCUGCUGAAAUAUUCUCUACGCUAAAAUCUAUUCAUUCCGCCAUCUGCGGCGCACCGGUUACUUGUGAUAUCGUAGGACCUCUCCGCGUGUCUUGAAAGGGUUGAAAUAAAGUGUGCCGUUUACCGCUUUGGAAAGAAGAAACGGGAAACAUAUUUUUUUAUCACACAAACCUUAUGAAUAUGAAACUUUGUUAGAGGUUUGGAUUUAUAGCCCUGGAUUGAUCGGGAGAUUAGAUUAACAUUUUUUGUCGAAUUUCAAAACUGUUUGCUGCUGCUGUCAACUUGGAUGAGGUGCCAAUAACCGCAAAUUCUGGGAUGCAGAGGGACUGCAGUUUUUGUGGGUCACAAGUACAACAGAUGAAAUAAAAACAGAUACGAAGCUACAAGAGACGUUGGAAAACUGUUUCUCGUUCAAGGCCUGUGAUCUGGGCAGACCACUGUGUCUGCUGUGCUGGGUAGCCAACGGGCUCUGCUGGCUUUUGGAUUCAUGGGUCUGAAUUGAUUUCUUAUUUCAAGGUGGGAACAAGUGAGAUGGUGUCAGCAGGGUUCCAUUUGAAUUGAUCCCCGUAGCUGGAUGGCCAAGAGGAUCGAUGCCUCUCUAAAACGACGUCAGAGACGAAUGUCUGUUUGCCAGUCGGCCUGGGAUGGCGCUGAUCUGCACGGCUGCAGUACUGCUGUCUCUCUGGGGUGGCGCCAGCGUGCUGGGCGGCUCCCUCUACCCUGCCUUCACCCGCGAUGACACACUCUUCCAGCACCUGGCCCUGCACCGGGACCCGCGGGCCGGCAAGGUCUACAUCGGGGCCCAGGACCGCCUCUUCCAGCUGGGCCAGGACCUGCAGCUGCAGGAGGAGGAGGUGACAGGGCCCGUGAUCGACAGCAAGGACUGCCUGCCGCCCAUCAACGAGGCCAACUGCCCCCAGGCCGGCCAGACCACCAACCACAACAAGCUCCUCCUGGUGAACCCCUACUCGGAGGAGCUCAUCACCUGCGGCAGCAUCUACCAGGGCACCUGCCAGAAGCGCAACCUGUCCUCCAUCCGGGACGUCCUCUUCUCCACCGACCGGCCCGUGGACACCCAGUACGUGGCGGCCAACGACCCCCUGGUGUCCACCGUGGGGCUGGUGGUGCGGCCGCGGGGCAAGCACCCGGUGCUGUUCGUGGGGCGGGGCUACACCAGCAGCCACCCGCCCAUCUCCACCCGCAUCCUGGACUCGGAGCCCUUCUUCUCCUACGAGGAGACGGCCAAGCUGGCGGUGGCGGGGCGCCUGUCGGAGUACGACCACCAUUUUGUCACCGCCUUCUCCCGCCGCACCCACAUCUACUUCCUCUUCUACCGCCGCGACCUCAAGUCGCAGUCGCGGGAGUACAAGACCUACGUGGCCCGGAUCUGCCUGGAUGACCCCGCGUACUACUCCUAUGUGGAGGUUCCGCUGACCUGCCGCUCGCCUGAGGGGAGGAGCUAUAACCUCCUCCAGGCAGCGAGCGUGGGUCGGCCCAAGGUGGGGGUGGGUUCAGGGGCGGAGUCAGAGGCGGAGUCGGAGCUGCUGCUUGGGGUCUUCUCCGCCCGCCUCUCUUCCUCCAAUCGGCCCAGCGAGGACUCGGCCCUCUGCGCGUUCCCAUUGGAUCAGCUGGACCGGCGGAUCGACGCCACCCGCGACCUGUGCUACACGGAAAAAGGGGGCGAGUCGGCCUACAUCGAGUACGAUGUCAAGUCCAUGUGCGCCGGCCUGCCCAUGAACACGCUUGAGGCCUACCCCUGUGGCUCUGACCACACCCCUAGCCCAAUGGCCAGCCGGGUGCCCAUGGAAGCCGAGGUGCUAUUGGACAGCCCGUCCGCCCGUCUCACUGCCGUGGCUGUCAGCAUGAGGGCGAGGCACGCCAUCGCUUUCCUGGGGGACUCCAAAGGAAACCUACACAAGGUGUUCCUGGGACCUGACGGAAAGACCAAGCAGUAUGCUACCAUCCCCAUCCAACCCGAUGUGCCCAUCAAUGGUGACCUCCUCCUGGACCACACCCAGGAGAACCUCUAUGUGAUGACCAGCACCAAGGUGGAAAAGAGGCCGGUGGCCGAGUGUUCCCAGCACAUGGACUGCGGAUCCUGUCUGUCGACCAGGGACCCGUACUGUGGUUGGUGUGUUUUAGAGGGAAGGUGUGUUCAGGGCUCAGAGUGCGCAGGGGCGGAGCUAGCAGGCCAGUGGCUCUGGAGUUUUGACGCAGCACAGCAGUGCCUCAGCGUGCAGUCACUGAGGCCGUCCAACAUCAGCCGAGAGGAGAAGAGAGACGUUUUCCUGUCAGUCCCAGGACUGCCUCGGAUGGAGAACGGCGGGGCGUACACCUGCGUCUUUGGCGAGCACGAGAGCCCCGCCAUCGUCAUGGACACCAGAGUCACCUGCUCCUCCCCUGAUACCGUGAACAUUCCCCCUAUACACCCGGGAGAGGACCACGUGAAGACCACCCUGUCCCUCCGCUUCCGCGAGGUCACCGUGGCCGCCCACGAGUUCACCUUCUACGACUGCCGGGCAGUGCAGGAGCUCUCCCAGAGCGCACCUUGCCGUGGUUGCGUGAGCAGCCGCUGGGGCUGUAAUUGGUGUGUUCAGCAGCACGCGUGUUCUCACAAGGACACGUGUGAGCGGGGAGUCGUCAUUUACAACGAACACUUCAGACUACCCACGUCGGCCCCCCCCACCACAAAAGCCUUCGAUAAAUUGACAACCCCAACAAUCCCCGUGACAACUCCAGCCCCCGCGACGCCCCCGUCCACGGUAGCACCUACGACCGCCAUGACGACGACUGCCCCUCCCGCUUCGCCCGCAGUAGAGCCCGGCGCCCCCACUCCGCCCCCGACCGAACCCACCACCCCCGAGGCUACGGCGCAGCUCCCCGUGCCUCUGUCCACCACGGCCGCCCCGACCUCUCCGCCCGUCACCACCCCGAGCCGCCCCGUCGCUCCACCCUCAGGUGACGACAACUCCACCCGCGUGCAGACGGAAGUGUCCGACCCCGAGCCCAACCCCCCGGAGACAGCGGGCGAAGCGGAGGGUGGAGAGGGGGAGGGUGGAGAGGGGGCGGAGGAGUCACGGUCGGGCCAAGGCUCGCACCCCGGCACCACCCUGGCCCCGCCCCCCUUAGUUCCAUUUGCGGGUGUAGCGACCGAUGCGCCCAACAGCACAGAAGUGUUAAAGGAGGAGACCCCGCCCCUGACCGAACCGCCCACCGCGGCCCCGCCCUCCUUUGACACCCCCAUCCCGACCCCCAACCAUGUCCCCGUCCCUUCUGAGGGCCCAGCUGAGCCUGACGACACACUGACAGAGCCCCCCGCCUUGCCUUCCCCCACUGGUCCUAACGAGGAGGCGGGCUCAAAUCGGGGGGGCACCGUGCUUCCGCCCCCGGGGGAGGGCGAGACAGACUACGCGGGCGGCGGGAAUGGAAGCUCCACCUCCUCGACCAGGCUGCCCGUCCCGCCCACCUCCCCCCAACCACGGGACCUCUACUCCGACCUGGGGUACCAGCAUGACCCCGCUGACUCGCCCCCGCUGGGGGAUGAGGGCUCCAUCGUGAGCAUGGGGGCGUCCGCCUGCCCCUGUGUGGAGAGGGUGCAGAGUCCUGCCCACCUGCCUGUCAACAUGGAGAGGAAGAUCACCUUAGUGGGGCGCAACCUUCACCUCUACCAGGAGGAGGCGCUGCGCUACGAGUGCGUGCUGAUGAUCGAGGGACGUGCGGUGGUGGUGGGCUCGGAUGUGGGAAAGGAUGAGGCCGACCACUCCCUCUUCUACAUCACCUGCAACUCACACAAGUACUCCUACUCGGCGCUCGUGGAGGAGUACCACGCUCGGGUGUACGUGAGGAGGACGGUCGUCCACCACGUGGACAGCCCCCAGGACCUGCACGUGUAUCUGUACAACUGCUCGGUGGGGCACUCUGACUGCAGCCGCUGCCACACUGCGGAGCAGAAGUGGGGGUGCGUGUGGUGCCAAGGGUCCCCCACCAGCUGCCUCUACAAUGAGUCCUGCACAGGCCAGAUCAUCCAGACCUGCCCGGCGCCUGUCAUUCACUCUAUCGAGCCUCUGUCCGGCCCACUGGAGGGGGGCACUGCCAUCACCAUCACAGGAUCCAACCUGGGGCAGAAGGCCCAAGACGUGCAGAACUCGGUCACUGUGGCUGGCCUCCCCUGCGUUUUGGACCUCAGCCGAUAUGAGGUGUCCUCCAGGAUUGUGUGCGUGGCGUCCGCCAGCGGGGCGGAGAGGAGCGGGAAAGUGGACGUGGAGGUGAACGAAGGGGGUCGCGGUCAGUCCGACCAGAUCUUCAGCUACCAGGACCCCGUGGUGAAACAGGUGACCCCCCAGAGGGGCCCGAGGUCAGGGGGCACGUCCCUAACCAUCACGGGACAGAAACUCCGCACGGGGCAGCCCAGCGAGGUCCGCGUGCUGAUCGGCGACGCCCCGUGUCUUAUCUCGUCGGAGAUCCAGGGGGACCGGAUUGAGUGUCGCACCAGUGUCAGUAAUAAGACAGGGGAGCAGGACGUGGUGGUGCGUUUCGGCAGCAGUGAGCGCCACUUGCAGGGCACUGCAUUUCACUACACCACCGACCCCAACGUGACUCAGGCUGCACCCUCCAAGAGCUUCCUGAGUGGUGGCCGUGUGAUCAAGGUGUUGGGACACAAUCUGGAUGUUGUUCAGGAGCCUCGUAUCCAGGUGACGGUGUACCCGUUGGAGUCCCACCACCAGAGGAGAAAGAGGCGUGCAUCAGGGGGCACAGAGCCCCAGAGAGCAGGGAGCCCGUUGCCUAGGCAACGGCGGAUGGUUCCGGAGCUCGGCUGUCCUGCAGACACACUCUGCACAGUCAAACAGUUUGUGGAGCGCUGCGAGGUGAACACCACCUCCCUGAUCCUGUGCCGGACCCCGGCGGUGGAGGUUGCGGCCCGCCACGCCCGGGUGCAGGUGGAGUUCCUCCUGGACAACCUGCGCUUCGACUUCGCCUCCGUCAGCCAGAGCGAAUUCAGCUACGAGACCAACCCCGUCCUCCACCCGCUCAACCACAACGACCCCAGCAAGCCCUACAGACACAAACCGGGGAGCAUCAUCUCCGUGAAGGGGGAGAAUUUGGAUCUCGCCAUUUCUAAGGAGGAGGUGGUGGCUCAGAUCGGGGAGGGGGUUUGCGCCGUCAAGACUCUGACACAGAACCAUCUGUACUGUGAACCCCCCACCCAGCAGCCAUCUCCGGGCCCAGGCGCGAGGCGUGAGGGUGUGGUGGCCCUCCCCGAAUUCACGGUCCAGAUGGGGAACCUGAACUUCUCCCUGGGCAAGGUGCAGUACGACACACAGAUCCCGACUCCCUUUCCCCUGGAGGCCCAGAUAGGGGUGGGGGUCGGGGCGUCCAUCGUGGCUCUCAUUGUGCUCAUCAUCGUGCUCAUAUACAGGAGGAAGAGCAAGCAGGCUCUGAGGGACUACAAGAAAGUCCAGAUUCAGCUUGAGAACCUGGAGACCAGCGUCAGGGACCGCUGCAAGAAGGAGUUUACAGACCUGAUGACGGAGAUGAUGGACAUGUCCAGUGACCUGGGUGGCUCCAGCAUUCCCUUCCUGGACUACCGCAUGUACGCCGAGCGCAUCUUCUUCCCUGGCCACCGGGAGUCGCCGCUGCGCCGUGACCUGGACGUGCAAGAGAGCCGGCGGCAGACCGUGGAGCAGGGCCUGGUGCAGCUGUCCAACCUGCUGAACAGCAAGCUCUUCCUCACCAAGUUCAUCCACACCCUGGAGGUCCAGCGCACCUUCUCCCCGAGGGACCGAGCGUACGUGGCCUCCCUGCUGACCGUGGCCCUGCACGGAAAGCUGGAGUACUUCACCGACAUCCUCAAGACCCUGCUCAGCGACCUGGUGGAGCAGUACGUCGCCAAGAACCCCAAACUCAUGCUGAGGAGGACGGAAUCUGUUGUGGAGAAGCUUCUGACCAACUGGAUGUCCAUCUGCUUAUACGCCUUCCUGAGGGACUCUGUGGGCGAGCCCCUCUACAUGCUGUUCAGAGCCAUCAAGCACCAGGUGGACAAGGGCCCUGUGGACGCGGUGACGGGCAAGGCCAAGUACACCCUGAACGACAACCGUCUGCUGCGGGAGGAUGUGGAGUACCGCUCUCUGACCCUGAACGUGCUGGUGCAGGGGGGCGGAGGUAACGAGGCCCAGGCCGUCCCGUCCAAAGUGCUGGACUGUGACACCAUCACCCAGGUGAAGGAGAAGAUCCUGGACCAGGCCUACAAGACGGCCUCCUUCUCUCUGCGUCCUCACGCGGACACCCUGGACCUGGAGUGGCGGUCUGGCGUGGCGGGUCACCUGAUCCUGUCGGACGAGGACCUUACGUCGGUGGUGCAGGGAAACUGGAAACGCCUCAACACGUUACAGCAUUACAAGGUGCCAGACGGCGCUACGGUGGCGCUGGUCCAGAGGCACACUAAGCACAUUCACCAUGAGAACCAGGACUACAUGGCAGGAGAGAAGACGCCCAUGCUGGAGGACGCGGACGAGGGCGGGGUGAAGCUGUGGCACCUGGUGAAGGCCAGCGAGGAGCCGGAGCUGCCCAAACACCGGCGGGGCAGCCUGAGGGAGCGGGAGAGAGCCAAGGCCAUCCCCGAAAUCUACCUCACGCGCCUGCUGUCCAUGAAGGGUACGCUGCAGAAGUUUGUGGAUGACCUGUUCCAGGUGGUUCUCAGCACCAGUCGGCCGGUCCCUCUGGCCGUUAAAUACUUCUUUGACCUGUUGGACGAGCAGGCUGCCAGUCACAGCAUCACCGAUCCUGAGACCAUCCACAUAUGGAAAACCAACAGUUUACCCCUGAGGUUCUGGAUCAACAUCUUGAAGAACCCGCAGUUCAUCUUCGACGUCCAGGCCUCGGACAACGUGGACGCCGUGCUGUCCGUCAUCGCCCAGACCUUCAUGGAUUCCUGCACCAUCGCCGAACACAAGCUGGGCAGGGACUCCCCAAUCAACAAGCUGCUGUAUGCCAGAGACAUCCCCCGCUACAAACAGAUGGUAGAAAGGUACUACGCUGAUAUCCGACAGACCAUUUCUGCCAGCGACCAGGAAAUGAACUCCGCCCUGGUGGAGCUGUCGCGAAAUUACUCAGGUGAACUGAAUUACCUGGUGGCCCUGCAUGAGUUGUACAAGUACAUUAACAAAUACUAUGACCAGAUCAUCACUGCAUUAGAGGAGGACCCUACCGCUCAGAAGAUGCAGCUGGGCUACAGGCUGCAGCAGAUCGCCGCCGCCGUGGAGAACAAAGUCACGGACUUGUGACAGUGCGACCAAACGAGGACGGAGGGGGAGAGAGAGGGGAGGGAGGGAGGACAGGUACAGAGGUGAGACUCCGCCCUGGUUACCUGCCAGCUGACGGGGGCUGAGAAAGCAGAGUUUCGGCGCUCGCUGCGUUGCCGGGACGACCAGGCCUUCGACAGCAGUCGGGACUUUUACUAGCCUUUUCCGCGAGCUUCCCCUGCGACCGUUAUCGCGGGUGACAGAACACAGACUUGUCAGCCAAUCCCGGCACUCUGCACAGGGAAGUGAACAGGAAUCGUUGACCUAUAAUGGGGGAAAAUGUUAAACUGACCCCAGGAGAAAUUAAUGCUAAUGGAUUCCCAUGAACUGGCCCUCGGCAGUUCGGAUUGCAACAGUUUACAACUUGGCUACGGAGUCGGAAACCUGUCCUUUUGGAAUUUCGGUUGAGCUAUUUUCUAAAGCAGAUUUUUUUUUAAUUAAUUUUUUUUAAUUUGUUUUUUUAAUUGUUGUUGUUGUCACCACCGCAUACUUCAGGUGCAGUUCGUCAUUUCUCCUUUGGGGUAAAGAGCUGAAGGGGCUGACUAUCGCUGAGCUGAUUCGCUAACGUUGUGUACAUUUUCCGGAUGGUAACUGGAGAAUGCAUGCUGGGCAUUACUUUGAGAAACCCUCCCCUCCACAGACCUGCGGUACAAUACUAAAGAAACUAGGCCUGUAAUUAGGAAGCUGUACAUUUUAUCACAGGUAACAUGUUUAAACUGGAUUUCUUUAGUUAAUAUUAAACUGCAUAAAUAGAUCAUACGGAAAAGUCAUACAAAUCAAAAUAAUAUCGAUAACCCAAUACCAACAGUAUUUCUUGAUAGAGGUGGUAGAAUAAUAUCAGAUAAAACAACCAAUGAGCAUCUUGUGUCUGAAAAUCGGGGAGACUGUUAAUCUAAGUUUAGCCCCUUCUUCAUUAAUGUGGCAAAUUAACAAAUGUUUGCAGUUUUUCUUUGAGGAUUCCUUUGUUACUUUGAGCUGUGAACCUUAAGUGAAAAAUGGCUAAUUUAAGUGUUUUGCGAUUGCCGUCUGUAUGUAAUUAGCAUAAAAAGCUUUGGCUACGAGUAUGAUUCGAGAAUUCGAUUUUCUGUGCCAUUUUGUUUUAUUUUUUUUUUUAAAUUUUGCAUCAGCAUAAUUUUUAUCUUCACUCCCUGUUCCAGUUCUCCGUCCAGACAAACUGCUCUCCACAGAAAUCAUAGCAGAUGUAGUGGUCACUUCUCUUCAUGUUUAGAGGCAUGUGGCACACAACAGUGCCAGCUGGUGACAUCACAAAAGCAGAUAAUGACAUCACACUAAAACAGAAUUUCACUCCAGUCCUGAAAAGGGCCAGGCUCACUUUGUCUUAUUUGUUGCAUCACUGAAGUUUGCAACUUUUGAUCUCUAGGCAGUCUGGGAAACGGAGUUAACACUCAAUCCAGAAUCUAUGCAAUAAUGUGACCAAAGGCCAACUUGGAACGGAGUAUGCACCAUCCGAGAUCUUGUGUGCCCAUCUUUUUUGUAGGCAAGCGGUCUUUAAAUUCCUAGUUCCUCUGAGGAAUGUGUUUCUCACUCGGUUUCAUGUUCACCAGGCACAUGCACAGAUGGACACUGACAUAUGCUCAAGUGUAUGCCCCCUGCCCUGAGACAACAAAAGUUCUCAUUCGGCUGCAUGGGAUUUUUUAGAAAUUUUUAUUUAACCGCAGUCUUAAAAAAAGAAAAAAGAAAUUGCGGUCUCUUCAAAACACCAAACCGACCCCAUCCGCACCGUUGCAAUUGCAAUCGCCCCCCUGCCCCCCACGGUGAUUAGUAUCCAUUAAUGUUUUAUUACCAUUUCAUUUGUUUUCUUUUCCUCUGAAGACCGGCUCUUUUCAUGGGUUACAGUGCAUUUGUUAUGAUGCAUAGAAAUUGUUUUGUGGUUAUUUAUCUCCCUCUUGUGACCAGAAGGGGGCAGUAAAUCAGACAUGAAAAAGCUGAUUACAAUGGACUUCUUUGUUAAAACCAUUUGUUUAUUUAUGAAGUUACGGUUUUACAGAUAUUAUAAAUCCUACAGUGAAGUAAUUUUUGCAAAUGUAAAAUAAAGGACACAGUAGUAGUCUGGACAGUAACUUCCCUAAAGGAAGUCCUUGACAAGUAUGCAGGCACACACGCACGCAUGCACGCACACACACAGACACACACACAAACUAAAGCUCAACACAUUGCUUUUUUUUUUUUUUACUGGAGGCUGCAGAGGCUUUUUAUAUUUAAAGAAACCAAAAACAAAAAAAAUUGCAUAAGCCCAUUGCAACAUAGUCUAUAACCUUCUUGAUUAUAUUAAUCUGCCCCAAGAAUGAAGAAGUCUUAAAUUUUACUUUGAAGAGUGUAUAAGGUGUUACAUUUAAAUUAUUUAUUCUUAUUUGUGCUAGGUCUCAUGUUGGAUUAAAGACUUUUAAAAUUUGAGAAAAAAAUGAUUGAUACGCUACACUACUGCUUGUAUAAUUUCUAAAAAAUCGAUGUUGUACUGUGGUGACUACGGUACAGAAAAACUGUUGGAAAGUUUUAGGUUUGAAGGAAGAGCAGCUUUUACGGGCUGGUACAACUGCAGCUCUCUCAAGCAAAUUCAGCUGGGAGGAAUGGGUCAGAAACCGUUUGAAGGGCUGUCGUUUUUUUGUCAAUAGCACUGAAUAGCACUAUAUACUGAGUAACUGGGGCAAACCUGUAGCUUCUUAACCUCUUUGAUAAGAGCAAAUGGGACUUCUUACAGAUGGGAAUAAAAUGUCCUUGGAAUUAAA
Anguilla rostrata (American eel) is the source of this 10067-nucleotide messenger RNA. RefSeq names its product plexin b1a (gene plxnb1a). The transcript is spliced from 39 exons. The record is from RefSeq and is a predicted model, not a curated record. Lineage: Eukaryota; Metazoa; Chordata; Actinopteri; Anguilliformes; Anguillidae. Gene Ontology annotation, biological process: semaphorin-plexin signaling pathway involved in axon guidance; axon extension; regulation of cell migration. Gene Ontology annotation, cellular component: plasma membrane; semaphorin receptor complex. Gene Ontology annotation, molecular function: semaphorin receptor activity; protein binding. Bases 667 to 7302 code for a protein of 2211 amino acids.